Molecule: messenger RNA, 1709 nt
Organism: Galleria mellonella (greater wax moth)
Lineage: Eukaryota; Metazoa; Arthropoda; Insecta; Lepidoptera; Pyralidae
Gene: Dci
Product: enoyl-CoA delta isomerase 2
Exons: 4
Coding region: 85-792 (235 amino acids)
Source: RefSeq, a predicted model, not a curated record
UACCCUGUAAAUUCACUGCCACAUCCCACCCUUCAAACCAAAAUACAGUCAUACAAACAUAACUGUUUCUUGGUAGAAAUACGAAUGGGACAAAGUAACAUGACGAAUAAAACGGAAAAGAUAGAAACAAUUAUUCAAUACAAGAAAGGUGCUGUUUUGGUUAUUCGUUUUAAUAAACCCAAAAAGAAAAAUGCUCUGGAUACUAAUAUGUAUAUAGAAGUCGCAGAAAUCUUACAUAGAGCCACAAAAGAUGACGAGAUUGAUGCUGUUGUUAUUACUGGAACUGGAGAUUUUUAUUGCAGCGGGAAUGAUUUGACAUUCAUUCCAAAAACUGAUGAAGAAUACUUUCAGUUUAUGAAAGCAUUGAGAAAUUUUAUAAGAGCUUUCAUUAUAUUCCCCAAAUUACUUAUUGCUUUAGUAAAUGGACCUGCUGUUGGAAUAGCUGUAACUAGUUUACCAUUAUGUGACUUAGUAUUAGCUUCAGACAAAGCAUAUUUUUCUACUCCAUUUUCGAAGUUGGGCUUUGUAGCAGAAGGUUGUUCUACAUUCACAUUCCCAAGAUUAAUGGGAGAUAGAAAGUAUGAACAUGACGAUAUAAUCCAGAGUAAAGCAUGGGACAAAAUAAAAGAAAUUAUAGAAAUACCUACAAUGCCAAUUGUAGCAACUAAGAAGUUGAUACGAGAUCAAAUUAAGGAGCAAUUGCUAAAGAUAAAUGAUAAAGAAUUAGAGGAAAUUAUUAGGAUAAGAACAAAUAAAGUAAUGAAAUUUGAAACUGAGAAAAGCAAGUUAUAACAGACUUUUUAAAUAACGAUACACUAAUUACUACCUACUAAAGCAAAUUUUUUGUUUAUAUACUGAUGUUAUUCAUAUUAUAUUAGGGUGUUUAGAAAAGACUGGGAAUUAUAAGUGUUAUUCAUAGUUUGAGUAGUUCUAUUCUGAAUAUCAUUGUUUUGUCUUUAUAAUUUACCUGUUGUAUAUUUAUGAGUAUUUACAUGUUGAAUAUUUAUAUUACUCGGUCACAUGUCUUCUCAUCUUGUGAGUCUGAGAGUGUGACACACAAGAUCCAUUCAUCAUGUGAUUAAUAUAAAUUGAUUGAUAUAUUAUUAUUGUUGAUAUAUCAGAAUGAAAAUUUUUAAUAUUUUAAUAUACAUAUAAAUGUCAUAUAAUACUGAGAAGGCAUACAUAGGACACACUAUAAGUUUUGCGUUACUUAUAAAUAAAAUGAAAAUGAAAAUACUAUAUUUAUUCUAAGUAUUCUUCUACUCUUUUAAUACAUUUUUAUUUGAUAAAACCAUUUUUCAAAAUAAUACAUCUGAGGUAUGUUUUUUACAUGAAUUCUAAUUCAAUUUUCUAAUUGAAGAUUAUAUGAAUUUAACCAUAAUGAUUCGCGUAAGGUUCAAAUGUUCACAUACCUUAUCUUUUAAUAGUCCCGUACAUAUUUACAUUUGAGAUUAUAUAAAUGCGGCCUUAAAUAAAUACCUACAUAAUCUUGGUAAGUAAAUUUCUCAAUGUAUAUGAUAUGGUAUCACUAUAUAGUGAAAUUAGGAUUUAGAUUGUUUGAGGAAAAAAUGUCCAUCACAACUCAUUAAAUCGCUGUCAAAUCCUGAUCAAUUAUCUACAAAAAAAAAUAUUACUAAUUGUUUAGUCCCUAUUUAUGAGAACAUAUUCAAUUCUUCAAUAGAUAGUAUUGUCACGUCGUAGGUCAAUAA